This is a messenger RNA of Acanthochromis polyacanthus (spiny chromis), 2191 nucleotides long. It is a transcript of the gene amdhd1, whose product is annotated as amidohydrolase domain containing 1. The coding region runs from base 52 to 1350 and encodes 432 amino acids. The record is from RefSeq and is a predicted model, not a curated record. Gene Ontology annotation, molecular function: imidazolonepropionase activity. Gene Ontology annotation, cellular component: cytoplasm. NCBI's taxonomy places the organism in Eukaryota, Metazoa, Chordata, Actinopteri, Pomacentridae. The transcript is spliced from 10 exons.
CCCAAACCAGUUGAAGUCCAGUCACUUGUGAAGCCUCUUCUUUCAGUCAGAAUGUCCAGAAAUAACAGGCUACUGGUGAAAAAUGCCAAACAGGUGGUUUUGAUCUGCAGCAACGGAGAGAAGUUCCUGACCAAACAUGGGAUGCAGAAUCUUUGUGUGAUUGAAAAUGGCAGCGUCGUGAUCGGGAACGAUGGGCUGAUUAAAGCCGUGGGGCCUGCACAAACCAUCAGAGCUCAGUAUUCAGAGGCUUCGUUUGAUAAAGUGAUUGAUGCUACAGGAAUGUGCGUCCUGCCUGGAUUGGUUGAUGCUCACACCCACCCAGUCUGGGCUGGAGACAGGGUGCAUGAAUUUGCUAUGAAGCUGGCCGGCGCCACCUACAUGGAAGUGCACCGGGCCGGAGGAGGGAUCCACUUCACGGUGCAGCACACUCGAGCUGCCGCCGCCUCGGACCUGCUGACGUCCCUCAGCAACAGGUUGGCUCGGAUGCAGCGAUCGGGAACCACCCUGGUGGAGUGUAAGAGUGGAUAUGGCCUGGAGCUGCAGACUGAGCUCAAGAUGCUGCAGGUGAUCGAGGAGGCCAGACGCUCUCUGCCCAUCAGCAUCUCCUCAACCUACUGUGGAGCUCAUGCAGUGCCCAAGGGGAAGACAGUUGCAGAAGCCACUCAGGACGUCCUCCAGGUCCAGCUGCCUCGGCUGAAACAGCUCAUGUCUGCCGGGACUCUCAGAGUGGACAACAUCGAUGUGUUUUGUGAGCACGGAGUGUUCGACCUCGACUCCACUCGCUCUAUCCUGCAGGCUGGGAAAGACAUGGGCCUCAACAUCAACUUCCAUGGAGAUGAGCUUCAUCCCAUGAACUCUGCUCAGUUGGGAGCCGAGCUUGGAGCUUCAGCCAUCAGCCACCUGGAGGAGGCCACAGAUGAAGGGAUCGCUGCCAUGGCCAAAGCAAAGACUGCUGCCGUCCUCCUGCCGACGACGGCCUACAUCCUCCGGCUGCCCCAGCCUCGAGCCAGAGACAUGCUGGACGCCGGAGUGAUCGUCGCCCUCGGCAGCGACUUCAACCCCAACGCCUACUGCUGCUCCAUGCCCAUAGUCAUGCACCUGGCCUGUGUGAACAUGAGGAUGUCCAUGUCUGAGGCUCUGGCUGCGGCCACCAUCAACGCAGCCUUCGCCCUGGGGUGCUCUCAAACACACGGGUCUCUGGAGGUCGACAAACAUGGAGACCUGCUGAUCCUCAACGCCCCACGGUGGGAGCAUCUGAUUUACCAGUUGGGAGGACAUCAGGAGAUCAUCCGUUACGUUGUGAUCAAAGGGAACGUCGUCCACGAUAACGACAAAAUCAUGGACUUGUAACGACAGAAGAUCUCCCUGCUGGUUCAGGACCCAAGCUUCAACGACAGUCGUCUCAGGCUUCGUACUUCUUCCCUGCUCGGUGGAUCUGUUGGUAAAGAGUCAUGGAGAAUGCCAUACCGAGCAGCUGGGGACGAAAAGAAUAAUAAUAAAAAAAACGUUAUUGAGUGCGAACACACAAGGAUUUAUGACCACUAAAGUGGCUGCUCACCUGUAUGACUAACACACACAUGGCGAUGGUUCCCAGAAGGUGCUUGUUGUCGUCCAGCCACGCCUCCACCUUCUCAUAGCAACCCUGAAAACACACACCAACAAUGAGAUCAUCACAAGAAGUCCACACAGAAGACAACUGCAGCUCCUGUUGCUUUCAUAUCAACCUGAGGACAGAUAGUUUGUUUGAAAAAGAUUAUACUUUAAACAGGAUUACUUUUCCAUUUAUAGAAGAAGUUAGGCAGUGUGUGUGACGAAUUGUUUCUUUCACAGGUUUAUACUAUUUAUCCUUAGUACUUGCAUUGGGUAUAGACCCAUAAUAACAUUCAUUCCUGCUAAUGUUUUUAUCUCUUUAUUAUUAUUACUAUUUUUUUCUUUUUUAAAAAAAGUUAUCCACUCUUACACUUGAUUUUUGUCUCUAAAUUAAAAGGUCUGGGAGGGUUAUAUUGGGUCUUUGAAUGUUUUAUGUGUGUGUGUGUGUGGUUGGGGGAGGGGUUGACUGUGUCUCAUUUGCACUUUAUGUCUUGAAUUUGCUUCAUAAAAACAAAAAAAAGGUGAUAAUUGCUUUGGUUUAGUAUUGAGGUCAUAGUGGGUGAUGGUGUUGGAAAUAAAAACUAACCUUGAAUGUUUCUAA